AGGGUGUAUAUGAUGCUUAGAAUGAAUGGCGGUGAUGGAAGCGGUUAUGGAAGUUCUGAUAGUGGUAGUUAUGUUUAUGAAGAUGAAGCUGGUGAUGAUCCGAAUGAUGAUGGGAAUGAUGCUGGGAGCAUUGAUGAUGGUGAAGAUGCAUUCGAUGUGCAUGGACGGGCCCCGAGUGAGGAUGAAUUGGGUGUGGAGAUCGACCCGUCAGCGUUUGAUAGUGAUGAGGCAUAUGCGAGGGCCCUUCAGGAUGCAGAGGAGCGAGAAGUUAUUUUUCGCUUGAUGGCCCUUGCCAGCAUCAAUGAUUGUGAGUUCACUCGAACUAUGAAAAAUGAGUGUUUGAACUAUAAUGAUGGUUGUUGGGAAGACGAGGUUGCCAACAUUACUGGUUGCAAGGAUACAUUCUGUGGAAGGGUGUGUGAGUGUCCGUUGGUUCAGGAAGUGCAGUUUAAGGGAGAUGUUUAUAGCAGUUGUCAAGGUAAACCUCUCUCCCGCUCUAUAUGA
Messenger RNA from Magnolia sinica, 504 nucleotides. RefSeq names its product E3 ubiquitin ligase BIG BROTHER-related-like. The record is from RefSeq and is a predicted model, not a curated record. The transcript is spliced from 3 exons. Bases 10 to 504 code for a protein of 164 amino acids. NCBI's taxonomy places the organism in Eukaryota, Viridiplantae, Streptophyta, Magnoliopsida, Magnoliales, Magnoliaceae.